Molecule: messenger RNA, 834 nt
Organism: Labeo rohita (rohu)
Lineage: Eukaryota; Metazoa; Chordata; Actinopteri; Cypriniformes; Cyprinidae
Gene: apcs
Product: amyloid P component, serum
Source: RefSeq, a predicted model, not a curated record
ACAGAGCAAGCACUCAGGUACCUCUCUCAUGCCUGACUCGACCCAAGAGGAUUAUGAAGAGACUUGCUUCAUGCGUUUUCUUUAUUGUUUUUUAUUGCAGUUUGGCUUUGCCAACAACGACAGAGCCGAAGAAAGAAUGUUUAAGGGGGAAGGUCAUCACGUUCCCAGAGGUGACCACCCACAACUGGGUGAAGCUCCACCCAAACAAAUCCAUGGACCUGUCAGCAGUCACCGUGUGUUUGCGAUUCUACACUGAUCAAAUAAGUUUUGAGCCAUGUUUUUUUUCCCUGGCUACUGUAGAAGACUUUUCUUUACGUUGGUCAAGUGCCAGCAUAUGGUACAAGAUGACUAUUCAUGACAGCGUGGUUCAAUUCAGGUUGACGUUUAACACGAAUCAGUGGAUGUCAGUGUGUGCGACCUGGGAUGCCAACAGUGGUCUUGCACAGAUGUUUAUGAACGACGUAGCCAGCAUUAAGAAGGUAGUGGGCCGUAAAGUACCUUUUAAAGGAAACCCUGUCAUCACACUCGGCCAGUGUCAGACAAAAUAUGAUGGAGGGUUCCAACAAUACAAUACCUUCAGAGGUUUCAUAGCAGAUGUGCACGUACAUGGAAAAGUCCUGACCGCCCGUCAGAUUAAGACCUACAUGGAGACAAAGACCAAAUACAAACUUGGUGAUUACAUUAACUGGCACAAUCUGACGUACACCAUUGCUGGGUCUGCACAAGUGGAAGAAAAGGAUCAUGUAACAUUCUAUAGCAAAGAAGAGCCGCAAUAGUGCUCUAUUGUACUGAACCGUUGUUGUAAUGUCAUGCGAAAUAAAUAAACAUCUUCAC